Molecule: messenger RNA, 2863 nt
Organism: Mollisia scopiformis
Lineage: Eukaryota; Fungi; Ascomycota; Leotiomycetes; Helotiales; Mollisiaceae
Exons: 2
Coding region: 151-2598 (815 amino acids)
Biological process (GO): carbohydrate metabolic process
Molecular function (GO): hydrolase activity, acting on carbon-nitrogen (but not peptide) bonds
Source: RefSeq, a predicted model, not a curated record
UUGAGGCUUUAAAGGUAGAGGAUCCCUCGUGGAUCCCGACGGUCUUUCUGUUCUCCAUGUCAUACAGACACCAGUGUGACUGUCUUGCUUUAUUUCGUGCGACACCUUCAUUUGUGUCCACGUCCCCUCGUUCUCCACACUCGUUCAAGAAUGAAUCUUCUUACCACGGGACUGCUUGCUCUCUCUUGGGCCAGUACUGCUCGAGCUACUUGCUCCGGUAAUCUGCUAAUCGAUAAUUACGCCAACUAUGCCAAUAACCUCAAUUCCCUUGGUCAAUGGACAAGCGAUGACGGUACUACGAUCGGCCUCAAAGCGGACACAGUCAACAAGGACAUUACCUUCACUUCUCAAGUCAGUAGUUACUUCUAUACGACUUUUGCCUGCGAGCAAGCGACGGUUGGCGGAUACAAUGCCUUUACAUUCCCUAUCAAAGGACCUGCGGGGUCUACCUUCACGAUCGAAUUGCAGACUUCAAGUUCCUGCUCGACCACUGCAUACACAAGCUACUAUACCACAUUGACAGGAGUGACGGGGUCGUUGCAUACAUAUACCGUACCAUUGAGCUCGUUCAUGGGUGCGAAUCUGAAUGCUAUUCAGAGCGUCUUGUUCGAAUCAUUCAGUAUCAACGGAGCUUGGGAAAUUGGUCAAACGCAGCUGGUAUGUGCAGCAGGGGGGAGCACUGUUGGAAGCUCGAAGACAUCAAGUAGCUCUAGGAGCUCCUCUACAACUGCCGCUACGUCUAAGGGUUCGACAACACUAGUUACCAGCGCCAAGUCUGUUGCAUCCACCAGCCCAAAAUCAAGUACUAUUUCGACAAGCAAAUCAUCAAGCACCAGCAGCGUGGUCAAAGUUGUCAGCACCUCUACCUCAUCUGCUAAAACGGCUGGCACUUGUACCCCUCUCCUUAUCGACGACUUUGCUUCCCAGUCUCGACUGACAUUCUUGUUCUAUAACGCAAUGCUACAACCUUCAUCCGAUGAUGGAACUAUGAAAGCGGUCGCGGGAAGAGUCGACACGAGCACUUCGGUCAUUGUUGCGAACAACCAUGUAAUCUUAACUCCCGCAAAUUCUGGAUCAUAUUGGUACACCAUGCUGGGUUGUCUGAAAGCUACAAACGUCUAUAAUGGUAUCGGUCUCACUAUCACUGCUCCAGCAGGUACUACGAUGACCAUCGAGCUUCAGACAGAAGCCGAUUGUCUCACCGAUAAUCCUAUCUUGAAUGAUCUCACUUCAACGAAUCUCGGCUGGACUUUCGAUGGAACCGAACACUAUUACACGAUUCCCUUCUCAGCGUAUGCUGGUUUAGAUACUAACCAUCUGAUCGCUGUCUUAUUUUCGAGUAUCAGCAAACCAGUCACAUUCGGGCCUAUAGCUCUUUACUGCGGGACCGGUUCAGCCUAUCCAGUUCCCACCACAGUAUCAGUCAUUGAGCCAUCAUCCACAAUCCCAGCUACUACGGGUCCAUCCGCGAUGGUCAUUGACACCUUCGGGAAUUCUGACACUAACAACCUUGGCUUCUGGCACGGCGGUGACGAUACCACGACUUACACCUAUUCUGGAAACAAGAUGACCAUCAACAUGAAAGGCAAUUCUGACCUCUCAUGGUACACUCAGAUUACGAACGGCUGCGUAGACUUUACGGCAAAUGACAACAGCUACAUCCACAUUUCAUAUACCGGCAGCUCAGCGUUCACCGUCGCACUGCAGCAGCACAAUCCCACCUGUAAUGAAAACAUCAAUCCCUACCCCUACACCUGGGACUCUGUCGAAGCUUCUCGCUACUCGAACACCGCUAAAACGGAUCUCUAUGUCCCUCUAUCGCACUUCCAAAUAAAUCGUACCCUCAGCAUCGGCUUCGCUCUGAAAGGCUUCUACACUACAACGACCACCGUCUUUUCUCUAAUCGAAAUCGUGAAGACCGUCCCACCAGGAUUUCUCGUUCCGAGUAAACUUCCUACAGCACCACUAAUAUUCGCAUGCACCCGACCCAACUCAUUCGCUUUUGCCAUCGAUGACGGAGAUCCAACUCUGGCCCAACAAGUGGUUACCAGCGUUGCAGCAGCGGGAAUUCAUGUCACCUUCUUCACCGUCGGAGCAGCACUCCUGGACCAAAGUACCAAUUUGACAAACGUGUAUAAAAGCAUGAUGGCAGCAGGUCAUCAAGUCGCAUAUCACUCCUAUACUCAUCCUCCGAUGGAAGGUCUCCCCACCCUUGCCGCCAUAGACUGGGAACUCAACAACGACAUCGCAGCCGUAAAUUCGCAACUUGGCUUCCGAUCCCAAUACUUCCGCCCACCCUUUGGCACCGAAGGUGCUCGCAUUCGUCAACGACUUGCCGCCCUGGUUCCUAAUGCCAAGUUCGUCGAAUGGAGCGUUGAUGUCCAGGAUUGGCUGUGGGCAUUGAGCUCUACGCCGCAGAAUCAGAUCACGAAUUUUCAGUCCGAUGUUAAUAAAGGUGGGAAUCUGGUGGUGAUGCAUUAUCUCUACCAAACAACCGUGGAUUAUUUACCGCAGUUUAUUUCCAUCGCGAAGGCGACGGGGAAGCAGUUGAUGAGGGUUGAUCAAUGUCUGGAGGACCCAAAUGCCCCGCCUUUGUAGGCUACUUCCGUGAAUCGAGGGAGAACGAGGUAGGUUUGGUUUGGUGUUAGGCAGGGGUUUCAGACGUGCCGUCUGGGAAGGAGUCAAAUGGGUUGGAAGGGAUAGGGAAAGUACUGGAAUUGGCAUGGGAACCAGAGCUAAGACCAUCCCGACGACCCUGACCUGAUUCACUCUGCUGUAGGCAAGCCCAUGAAUCGGCUCUUCAGAAGGGGUGAAUUGACUCUCGAUAUAUAUCAUAGAUGUUACUUCUCAAGUAUAAAAUACC